UGAAUGUGGACUUGGACCUCGACUCCAAAGGCCUGGAUGCUGCUAUUUGUUUACAAUUUGAUUCAUCGUAGCAAUCUGACCAGAUUCGUUUUUUCUUCGCCUGAUAUCCGUUCCGGCAUGUGCCUAUCACGGGUGCGGCGCUUUAGUGUGGGUAUAGUGGAUAAAAGCACCACAGUUGCUUAAAAUGAUGAGGCUGGAAAGUAUAGCAGGCAUCUCUCUAACCUCCAGUGUCACUAGACACUCCAGAUUUCAUAAUGUAAUAUUCUCUUUUGAGCCCCAUAACUCUUUCUGACCUGAAAAAUGGACCGGCGCUGGCGGUGGCAACACCUUAUAUCAUGUGCUGUUGUGUUUUGCCUUGUGGAAGCUUCUUCAGGCUCCUACAGUCUUGUACUGAGCAACGGCACAAACCUGUUCUCUUAUCCAAGCACCAAAUUUGAAGGGAAUUUACAAGUGGUACCAGAUGUGAAUGUAGAUUUAAGCCUGGACAAAAUAAAAGAAGAAGUCUCUCCGAGUUCUAUUGAUGGAUUGUUGUUGCAAGAUGUAGCUCCUAACAUUGCAUCUUGCUUAAGAGAUGUGUGCAAUAAAGAAUUAGGAGUUCUUGUGUUGCAAGAAAUAUAUGACAACCUUGAGUUUGAACCUACUAAGAGUACUGAUGAAAAGAGAGUCGAAAAUAUUGCAUCAAGUAUUGAUCGAAAAUUGCAAGAGAACUUGAACCUGUUGUCAAAGACUCGCAGUGCGGUUGAAAAUGCCAUUCAUGAGCGAGUAAUGGGCCCUACACAGUUGCCCUCUGCAGCACACCCAUGUUUCAGGAACUCAAUAAGAGAUGAAUACUAUGAUGUUCGAUAUACCAGACCAAUCAGGAGGCUUGGUCAUCCUGGCCCCCGACAUGGAUUCAACCUGACUAGUGUUUUUGUUCAAAACUCAAGACUGGCUCCAUCAUUAAAAUUACAAUAUCUCAUGGCUGGUACUGGAUUCUCUAGCAGCAGUGAUCACCUUCUCCAAGAUAUGCCUUGUAAUACAUUUGAUGAAACUCGCUUAAGGAGUAUUUUCUUGGCUACCACUUCUCCAGAUACUAAAAGAGUUAUCAUCAUGAUUGAUUAUGGGCGGUCAGUCAGUGUCACCCAGUUAGAGCUAGCCAAGGUCCUUGCUCGCAGUGUCAUAGAGACUCUUUCUCAUCAUGACCAUGUGGGAUUAAUUGGGUUGGCGGAAGAUGCUCUUCUUCCAAUGAAUGAUGGAUGUACUCAGCACUCACUUCCUCUGGCCACUCAUGAAACAAAGUAUCACUUGCUUCGCUAUAUUGAUGGUUUGACAAGAUCCAAGGGACCAACAAAUCAUUCUCUUGGAUUCAAAAAUGUAUUUGAAAUUAUUGCCAACUCUGUACCCUCUAAUGCCACUGCUCCAAUCCUGGUUGUGUACCUCAGCCGAGGACUCCUGUCCUCUUUGACUGAAUUAAAGACUGUCCUUCAAACUAUAGCAGAAGGAAGGGAGGCCACACCUCAUGAUGUCAUUAUUAACACCUGUGCGCUUAUUGAUGAUGGAAAACCUUUGAUGUUGGAGAAGCAUUUUCUGCAGGACGUUGCUAGCCAAAAUUUCAGCAAGUAUAAUAUUUCAAUUUUAAGGGAUACGAGAAUUUCUCCCGGUAUUCUAGUGUCUGCUAAUACCACUUCAAAUCUUGGUCCAAUGGUCGGACAACUUCUCUCUGGUUUACCAGUUUCAGGGCACAAGACUGCCCCCUUAUUUUUCCUUCCAGAUUUUGAUUCAGUUAGCAAAGCAAUGGUACUAAGUAUUGCUCAACCAUGUGAGGUUUCUGGACGUAUUGUUGGUGUUGUUGGAAUAGAUUUAUCUCUUAGUGAGGUUGUUGAAAAUAUUACUUACUUCAACACAUAUGCAAAAUCAUAUUCUUUUUUCAUCAACAAAGAGGGAUACACUUUAAUGCAUCCAUCACUAUCCAGACCAACGUUUUCCUAUGAGCAGCCAAUGGCUACAGAUAUCAAAUACCUUGAAAAUAAACCUGGCUUUGAUUCAGUGCGGGAAAAAAUCCUUAAUGAAACUAAUGGCAAUAAAAUUAUAAAAACAGAAAUUUCUUCUCAAGGACAUCUUGUUUCUAUCUCUUAUUCUUAUACUUGGAGACAUCUGAAAUCUGGUCCAUACAUUGCUGUUUUGGUAUCUGUGCAUCAAGAGACUGGUCAGCAACCAUCACACCUGCAGUCUGUACCCUUACACCAUGAUAUGAACAUUGUGUACCACAAGUUUCAACAUAUGGACAAAUACUCAAUGUGUAGACACUUAAGGCUCCCAUCUUCUUUUGAUGUAGGUUCUGUUUUUCUCUCGGCCUCUUGUUUUCAAUCACCAUAUAACUAUUUAGAAGGGACUAACUCUCAGUCAUCCCAAAUGAUUGAAAGUUACAUGGCCUACCUCCAUGAUCAGUCACGAGUGCUAGCCAAUCCUGGUUUGAAACCUGGUGUCAGGGAUGAUGUAGGUGCUGUGUCAGGUGUUGUUCAGCACUGGAAACAGCAACAGCUGAGAGGAAAACUGAGAAAAUACACAGUUCGUCGUUAUGUUGCAACUCCUAGUGGUGUACUUGUUUCCUAUCCUAGUUCUCCAAUUGAGGACAGUUUUGAUCCAACUCGUCGUCAUUGGUACACUCGAGCCAUGGAAUUCCCAGGACGGGUAGUUCUAACUGCACCUUAUCUAGAUGUUGGAGGUGCGGGUUACAUUGUCACUCUCAGUCAUACUAUAUUUGAGGGACGGCCAGCUGCGCUACACAGUUCAAAUGACGCAGUUGUGGCUGUUAUUGGAGUUGAUUUUACUAUGGGCUAUCUGUACAAACUUUUGCUUGACACUAUGCCAUUUUGUGAAGAAAGGAACAUCAAGUGUUUUUUGAUGGAUGACAAGGGUUACCUAAUUGCCCACCCAAGUUUGACUGAGACUAGUGGAAGGCAACCUUUAGAACAACAGCACAUCACUCACAAGGAAUCAUUGUUAGCCCAUGACAUUCUCAGCCAUAAGGGCUUUGUGACAAAGAGAGUAUGUAAUAACUUCUCUGACCGCACUAUGCAACGCUUCUAUCAGUUUAAUACUAGCGUUUCAGGAAUCUUGACAAAUUUAGUUCAUGGAGAGCACUGCGUUCAGUACCAGGUCAUAGCCCUGUCAGGCACAAAUGUGUUCCUCGGAGUGGUCAAUCAGACAUGUGAUGUCACUACUGCUUUUUGUCCCUGCAGCACUGAGGACAGAAACUGUCUGAACUGUGCCCGUGUGGAGCAAACAGAAUGUGAAUGCCCUUGUGAGUGUCCACUGGGAAUUAAUUACUGUACGGGUGACUUGCAGGCAGCUGAGGCUAGCAAUCCCAGCUGCUCUAAUUUCCCAGAAACUCAACGUCCUCCUGUGUAUGUUUCUACCUCUGUUAGCAACAUGCCAAUCUGCUCCUCAGUCAAUGUCAAUUGUGAAUCUUUUCAGUCUCACAGUGAAUGUCGAGGUGUCCUUGGUUGUGAGUGGUGUCAACUCAGCAGUGAUGGUGAGACACCUUUAGAAGUCCCCUUUUGCACUCAAUUUCUCAAGUGCUUUAAUGGUGUAAGGAAUGCAGGAACACCAUAUGGGGAAAGCUCCUCAAGUUUACGGCCAUCUGGGUCUGGAAUGUUACCAAGCACUCCAACUAUGGGACCUGUGGCUGGAGGUACUCUAGGCUUUUUCCUAGGAUUAGCUUUUGUACUGAUGCUAUAUUGCUAUCGCCAGCAUAGCAAUGGGACCCAGGCUCAUGGACUGGCACAUGCCUACCUCAGCUCAGGGCCUGAUACAGGAGUUCGCAUGUCACAAUUAGAUAAUGAGCCAGAUGAUGCAGAUAUUUUAGAUAGUGCUAUUAAGGGCCACAGCAACCAAAUUUUACAUAUCGAUGGUAUCACUCCUAUUUCACCAUAUCGAGUAAACACUGGGUAUAAGAGACCUGCUGGAGGUGACAGUGAUCAUGGUUAUUCUACCAUGACUCCUCAUGACGAUUCUGAAACUCUAGCUUCAGCAGAACCUCUCAUUUUAGGAGCUUGUUCACCAUCAAAGCGCUCUGUAUCACACCUUAUGUCUCAGUCAAUCUCCCCUAAUGCUACAUCUGAUAGCCCACCUCAAACUUCUUUAAUGCUGUCACAUCAAGUUUUAGCUCCAGUGACAGUUCAUAUGGUUGAUAUUUAAUUUUUAUUGUCUUUUUGCAUCUUGUAUCUGUCUAUACCUUAAUUACUGUUGUCCUCACAUCUUCCAUUUUUUUGAGCUAGGUAUUAUCUGCAUUUUCCUACAGCUGAACUUUUUGUAGGUGUAUUGGCACAACUUUUUGGUUACUCCAUUUUUUAAAUAAGUGCUUGCUAUUUUAACGCUGGUAGUUACUUGGUAUGGCCUUUAGCCACAAUUAAUUACUGAGUAUUUUAAUUGUGUAUUUAUUGUACAGUUUUAACUUUGUUUUUCCAUUAUUUGAUGGACUUUUAAUAACAUGCCAAUAAUAUAAUGUACCUGACUACUUCCAUAUAAUAAUUUUAAGAUAACUUGAGACUGAUCAAGACUGCAUGUCUUCAAUACAGUAUUUCCUUUAGUGUUUUGUAAAAACUACCAGCAAACUUGGUCAAUUUAAUUUUUUCUUUGUCAUAAAGUAGGUCUAAAUAAAAAAAGGACCAUAAUCUA
Frankliniella occidentalis (western flower thrips) is the source of this 4659-nucleotide messenger RNA. Its product is annotated as VWFA and cache domain-containing protein 1. The transcript has 13 exons. Gene Ontology annotation, cellular component: voltage-gated calcium channel complex. NCBI's taxonomy places the organism in Eukaryota, Metazoa, Arthropoda, Insecta, Thysanoptera, Thripidae. Gene Ontology annotation, molecular function: voltage-gated calcium channel activity. The record is from RefSeq and is a predicted model, not a curated record. Bases 301 to 4179 code for a protein of 1292 amino acids.